GCCCUCCCGCGGCUCCGCCCGCGCUGAGACGAAGCGUCUCCUCCGUUGGGCCGAGUCCGCCAGCCUACCGGCGGGCAUGAACAACUGCCCCCGAAGUCCCCGCGCGGCCCGCGACCCCAAGCCCGCCGGCCCUCGCUAGCUGUUGGCAUCGGGCGUUUUCUUCACCAUCCAACCGAGUCUAAGGAAUCUGUGGCGUUGAGAUUCGGACGAAAUGGAAGAAAAAGAGCGAUGUGACCCAUUCGGCUUUGCCCUCCUGCAUUGAGGCCUAGUUGGCAUCUGCAGAGAGGAAAAUACAGCCAGGAAAGCGUGGUUUUUUUUUUCCCCCCCGAAAGGGGGUGGGAGGGUAGGGUAGUGAAAGGGAGGAAUCUUAGUUUUAUAUGUUCUUUUUUAAAUUCUGCGCUUUGAAAGUGGUGGCUAAAUAAACUAAUCCAAAAGUUAUUUUUUUCUAUCGAGAAGACAGAAGAGGUGGAUUUUUUUUUUUUGUCCCUUUUGAUUUCAACCUUUUCUCCCAGUGACAAAGCAUAAAUCAUGGACACCAGAGAAUAAGGUGAACCUCAGGAAUCUGAAGACAGAAGCCUAGACCUAGACCUUCUGAAUCGGGGGGGGGGGGGGAGGAGUGGGGUGUUUAUCAGCUCUGUCUGGAACCUAAAUCGAAAAACAUGAGUUGCAUGCCAUGGAAAGGAGACAAGGCCAAAGCUGAAUCCCCGGAGCUUCCCCAGGCAGCACCCCCACAAAUCUACCAUGAGAAACAGCGCAGAGAACUCUGUGCCCUUCACGCCCUCAACAACGUCUUCCAGGACAGCAACGCCUUCACGCGGGAAACGCUGCAGGAGAUUUUUCAGAGGUUGUCUCCAAACACUAUGGUGACGCCCCAUAAGAAGAGCAUGCUGGGAAAUGGGAACUAUGAUGUGAAUGUCAUCAUGGCAGCACUUCAAACCAAAGGCUAUGAAGCUGUUUGGUGGGACAAGCGCAGGGACGUGGGUGUCAUUGCUCUCGCUAACGUCAUGGGAUUCAUCAUGAACCUACCCUCCAGCCUGUGCUGGGGUCCCCUCAAGUUGCCUCUUAAAAGGCAGCACUGGAUCUGCGUUCGUGAGGUGGGAGGGGCCUACUACAACCUUGACUCCAAACUCAAGACUCCAGAGUGGAUUGGAGGCGAGAGUGAGCUCAGGAAAUUUCUAAAAUACCAUUUGCGAGGAAAAAACUGUGAACUCCUACUGGUGGUACCAGAAGAAGUGGAAGUCCAUCAAAGCUGGAGGGCAGAUGUGUGACGGUUAUGCUGGACCCGCUCUUCGCCUCAACCUCCAGCCCUCUUUGAUGUUCUGUGGCCUCUACAGUGGGUCUGUCCAGCCACUUCCCUAAACAUCUCAUUGAGUUUCCCCCUCAAAUUUGACAGUGCAAUAGGACAGGUGUGUGGACUGUCACAGCCACCAAGCACUGUCUGUGCCUGGGGGAAGAAGGUAGGAGCUCUGAACAUUUAGGGCAAGCCAUUUAACACCUUUUCUAUUUUAGAGAAGGGAGGCAAGAGGGGUGGGGGACUUGCUUACUUCCCCCUUUCUAUGAGGACUUGAUACAAGUUCUGCUGGUAGUUGUCACUGAUGCUCCAGGCUCACAGGGAACACACACUUCCUCUUUUUCUCUCCUGUGGCACCAGGGGGUCCAAGGACACAGUACAUGCAGAGCCCAGUGACUAGUUCAAAGGACCCAAGCAUAAGCGUCUCAGGAAACUGUCAGGCCCCCAGCAGUGGCACUAUAUGCCGUCUGCAAUCCAUAAUGCCACUUCUUACCCCAUUUUUAAUCCUAGCCAGCCUUGGAGUUUUAUAAUGAGAAGUUCUGAUAUUCCAAAGUGGGUAAAUUGCACAGUAUUCCAGCAAGACAAUGGUGAGAGAGGCCUAAUAUUGUGUGGCUGAAGCCACAUUAGGACAGUCAUGGGUUAUGUCCCAACAUUUCACUAUAUUGACAUAGGAGGCUCUGGAGCAAAAAAAAAAAAAAAAAAAAAAAAAUGAAGAGGGACAGUACUCCUAGUUGGCUCAUUUUAACAAAAUCAGAAACACAUCUGCCACUGACACCAAAUUUCAUAGGGACGGAGUUGGGUGAGGAAACUGCCAUGAAAAUGAGCCCCACAGUCUGAGGGUGAGAACUGGCAGGCACAUCCUGGGCUCCAGAGCUGUGGCCAGAGUCGCAGGUUAUGUGCAGGACACUGGAGGCUCUGAGUUUGGCAUCUUUGUGUAGUUUCCAUUACAAACUGAGGGUUGGCUCACCCCCCACCUCAAGUAGUUCUAGACCAUUUUUUCUCCUGUAAUUUUAGAAAAUAAGUAAUUACCAUGCCACACACCAGUGUGGUUGUGGUGGCCUUUAAGGCAGGUGACCUGGCCAGUCCUUAGGGGAGUCCUGGUCUCUGCAGGUCUGAGAGCUGUCCCACUGGCCAGGCUUCUCCCUUGGUAACAGAGCUAGCCUAGGGGCUUGCAUGUCGAUCCUGAGCAAGCUUACUGGGGUGAAGCGGGGGCUGUCUCCCCACUGACUGGAGUGCAUGUUUACACCAGCACUUUUCUGCACAUGUAUCUUCAACAAGGCCGUUUUUUAUUCGAGUAGCAGAUGGCCCCAAGUGGCUACUGCAACUCAACCACGGUCAUCUGUACCAUUUUCUACACCGGAUCUGCUUGGCACCAUGGGGAGCUCUGACCCUGCACAAUGACAUUCCAAUCACUACCAGCCAGAAGUUACAGCCGACCUUGCUGAUCGGCACAAGCAGGACCUUGGGUCCAUUGGCACUGUCGGUGGUAGUAAGCCAUUUCUUGGGAAGAGGAGACUCCUCCCUACAGAUCUGCUUGGGCCUGUGCAAACAGCACUGGAAAGGAGUCCCAUGCACGCGGAAUCCAUGAGCCAGUGGAAUGUACAAAGACGCUUAAGCAUUUCAGGGCUGGUUCUGUUCAUAUCCAAUCUGGUGCUUAGGAACAGGGACCCAUGUUGAUGCCCAAGGGCAAAAAGCCCCAUUCCUUUUAAGGAAGGGGAGCCUGACCCUGAUGCCCAGCAAGGGGCAGCCCUAGGCUUUGUUCUUCUUGCUUUACUCCCUUUUUUUUGUUGGCCUUGUGCUGGGUUUGUUUACAAAGAUGUAUUUUGUUUAACCAAAUAUUAAAAAUGAAAAACUGAACACAA
Myodes glareolus (Bank vole) is the source of this 3153-nucleotide messenger RNA. It is a transcript of the gene Josd1, whose product is annotated as Josephin domain containing 1. The record is from RefSeq and is a predicted model, not a curated record. Gene Ontology annotation, molecular function: cysteine-type deubiquitinase activity. Lineage: Eukaryota; Metazoa; Chordata; Mammalia; Rodentia; Cricetidae. Gene Ontology annotation, biological process: protein deubiquitination.